GACCCACCAUAUCCAAUCUCCAAAUCAACUCAAACCCCUAUUAUCAAAAAAAAAAACCUCAAACCCCUCAGAAUUUCCUCCUCUUUCUUCCCCAGUUCCCUCCAUAACCACACCAAAUUAAACCCUAGCAGCACUCAUUAUACUGCUUCGUACAACAACGAUUCGCGCAAAGCACUAAUCUACUGGAAAAAAUAUGCAAACUUUCCCUGCCAUAAGGUCCUCCGACCUUUCAUCUCUACCAGGAGCAGGAGCAGCUUUUUUCAUACCCAGGACUCAACUCACUUUUCCCAAAAAGUUGUUCUUCUGCCACGCUAAAUACGCUGAAUCGGGUAACGCAGGGUUGCACAACUUAAUAGUUGCACCUGCAAAUCCAUUAGUUGCGGAGAAGGAAGAAGCCAAGGCUGUAUUGACCUUGUUUUUGAAGAAACGAGGUUUGAGCAAUGCGGUUGCAGCAAUAACUGUCGACAAAUCAGGACUUUUUAUCGAUCACCUUGUUUCAAGGCUUCAUUCUGUUCAUAAAAAUCGGUAUCUGGGAGGUUCAAGGCAAGAGCUUACAACUCUUGAGAUCAGGAAUGCUUUAAAUCCAUACCUUGAAACCCUCUACGAGGAGUUUGGAGACAUUCUAGUAGAUGUAGUUGAAAAUUUUCCAAAUCCAGCCACUGAAGAAAGAUCGGCAGAAAAUUUAUCAAUCCCGUCUUUGGAAGAAGAACCGGUUGUGCCAGUUUCAGCCCCUAUUACCACCCUCAACUCCAAGAAGUUAAAAGCCUUGGCGAGAUUGACUGACGACGGUCUCACUGGGAAGCCACCUCCACAUAUUAUCUACCUCACAGCACUUGGCAUGGAAAUUGAGGUGAUCAAAGAAGUGACAAGCAAGUUUCCUUCCUUUGCUUACUACAGCUUGGAUAGGAAAAUUAAACCUGUGGUUGAAGUCCUACUUGAUCUUGGGAUACCUAAAUCCGAUAUCCCCACCAUUCUCAGCAAAAGGCCCCAUCUAUGUGGAGUCCGUGAGACAGAAAAAUUAUUAAUACCCACUUUGACGUAUUUAAAGAACUUGGGCAUGGACAAGAAACAGUUGAUAAAGGCAAUUCGUCGAUUCCCUGCACUUCUCACUUGUAGCAGGCAGAAGUUGGAAUCAAGUAUUGAUCUGCUUUAUGAAUUGGGGCUUCCAGCUGAAAACCUGGGUAAGGUUCUAACGCGUGGUCCGCAGAUCUUAGGUUUGAGUGUGGAGACUCUAAAGGCUAGAGCAAAGUAUUUCCAUUCGCUUGGGGUUGAUGUUGGCAGUCUUCUCUACAGACAUCCGACAAUUUUUGCUCUAAACAUCGAGACCCAUUUGAAACCUUUGAUGGAGUUUUUCUUGGAGAGAGGAUUCAGUACUUCGGAUAUAGCAUCAAUGAUUUCCAGGUUUGGAAGUCUGUAUACUUUUAGCUUGUCAAACAAUAUUAUGCCCAAGUGGGAGUUUUUUUCGACAAUGUGCUACCCGAAAUCUGAUCUGGUUAAAUUUCCUCAGUAUUUUGGGUACAGUUUGGAGCUAAGGAUUAAACGUAGGUAUGCAAUAAUGAGGGAAAGUGGAGUAACGUUGUCUCUGCAUCGGUUACUCCGUCUUUCGGAUGCUGACUUGGAUGAGGUUUUGAAACAAAAAAUGGAGAAACAUGUUGGAUGAAACUUUUCCGUUACAAGAUUAUUCUGUUCAUCACAGGUGGUUCGACCGGAUGUUUAUGAGGGAAAGCGGUGUGACGUUUACUCUGAAACGGUUUCUCUAUCUUUCGAAUGGUGAGUUGGAUAAGUUUUGCAGAUCAAACACAAAAAAAGAAGAAGAAGUUGGAUAUGGUUUUGAAAUGAAAAAAGGAAGGAAAAUGUCGGAUGAAUCUGGUUCGAUUCCAAGCUUUUUCUGUUCAUCACAGGUGAUUCAAUCCCAGUUUUGUUAUAGCCUCUGGUCCAAAAUCCCAGUAAAGUUAUUGGUUAGGCUUUAUCACUGAUGAAUUACUUAGAACCAGAGAUUAUCAGGCUCGGGGCAUUUCGUUGUUGUUCAUCAGUAUCAUUUCAAGGACCAGCUUAGUUUUAAUUGUAUCUGUUGUAUAAAUAAAUUGUUUUGAUAUUCUUCAAAUGUUAAUAAGAACAAUUUAAUGUUGCUUUUA
Rhododendron vialii is the source of this 2135-nucleotide messenger RNA. RefSeq names its product transcription termination factor MTERF5, chloroplastic-like. The record is from RefSeq and is a predicted model, not a curated record. NCBI's taxonomy places the organism in Eukaryota, Viridiplantae, Streptophyta, Magnoliopsida, Ericales, Ericaceae. Gene Ontology annotation, molecular function: double-stranded DNA binding. The transcript is spliced from 4 exons. Gene Ontology annotation, biological process: regulation of DNA-templated transcription. The coding region runs from base 194 to 1660 and encodes 488 amino acids.